AUGAGCGAGCUUCUAGCAUAUAUCCUUGCAAAUGAGGAGUCUUUCCGAAGAGCUCGACUUCCCUCCCUGUAUUCAGACUUUUCUACCCAGCGGUAUACCAAUCCGGAUGGAUACGAAAUAAACAUUACGGCAUGGCAGCGGGCGCUAGCUCAUGCUGCUCUUGCAGGUGUUAUACAUGCUUCACCGGGAGGUAAACACAAUGGUGUCGAAAAGACUGCAGUCAAAAGUAAUUUACUCGUGCUGAGGGUGGGUGACGCUCUCAUGGAAGAGCUAGAGACGACGGAAUGGGGACGCCCAGUGGCUUUGCAGAGUGCAAUUGACGAAGCUAUGCGGUCGAAUUCCAUGAUACCACUCGAUACCUUCCAGAUGAGCUCUACUAGCCCCUUCAAAUCGACAUGGUUAUGCCUCCCUUCACCUCCCACAAUAUCACAAGUCAUGGGCUGGAGCAUGAGGCAGAUAAAAGGUUUCCUCCCUUUUGAGGGCAAUUCGGAUGGUUCAGAAAAGCUACAAACAAUGAACUUAGUUUUGGUGGAUAAUUUAAAGGAAGUUGCAAAACGAGUCAUUGCGGCCGGCGCAAAAUCACACAUGUCCAAUACGGACUACAUAUAUUCCAAGGAGCUAUUUACGAAACAAUUCGCAGAUAUAUUAGGUGGGAAAGCUGUGUUAUCUAAUUUGGAUUUCGAUGUCCUCCUUAUAUUCCUAUCCAGGGAUGAAAAUGCAAUUAUUUAUGAUGGAGAGACAAUCAAAUUUGAGAGCUCCAAAAACAAUACCAAGACAAUAACACACGAAGACCGGACAAUCGCAUCGUUGAAGACGCUGAUAUCAAAUCUAUCCGGACAGGUCGCAAACCUAGAAUCAAAAAUCAAGGAACUAUCACUCAGAGCAAAAAAUGCAGUAGCUGAUAAAAACCGCGUUGUCGCUCUAUCCGCGUUGCGGUCGAAAAAGAUGGCAGAAAACAAUCUCAAGCGGCGGACAGACACUUUACUCCAACUCGAAGAAGUGUAUAUGAAAUUGGAGCAGGCGACAGACCAAAUAGAUAUUGUACGAGUAAUGCAAGCCAGCACCGGCGUACUUCGAUCGUUGCAUGCCCAAGUCGGCGGAGUCGAAAUGGUCGAAGACGCUGUGGAAGAGCUACGAGAAGAGAUGGCUCGAGUCGACGAAAUUGGAAAUAUCAUUAAUGAGGUUGGACCUGCGAUCGAUGAAGGGGAGUUGGACGAUGAGCUUGUGGAGAUGGAAGCCAAGGAGCAGGAAGCACGUGAGACCAAAGAAGCAGAGGCUACACGAUGGAAAUUGGCGGAACUAGAACAACUAGGGAAACCAGCGGCUAAGGUUGAAGCUGAGGCGCAGCGCAAAGCUGAGCAGGAGUAUACGGCUUCAUCACAGCCAGUCGAUUACGACUCUGACCUCGAAGAUAGCAUUGGAAAGCUUUCGCAGAUGUCCAUUGAAGACACUUCAAAGACUCUUGAUACAACGGCGAAGGAGCCUAGACAGGUUCCGGCGAAAUAG
Messenger RNA from Paracoccidioides brasiliensis Pb18, 1506 nucleotides. RefSeq lists its product as uncharacterized. The transcript is spliced from 5 exons. The record is from RefSeq and is a predicted model, not a curated record. Gene Ontology annotation, biological process: late endosome to vacuole transport via multivesicular body sorting pathway; vesicle budding from membrane. Gene Ontology annotation, cellular component: cytoplasmic side of plasma membrane; multivesicular body; ESCRT III complex. The coding region runs from base 1 to 1506 and encodes 501 amino acids.